Messenger RNA from Emiliania huxleyi CCMP1516, 2022 nucleotides. RefSeq lists its product as hypothetical. The transcript has 3 exons. NCBI's taxonomy places the organism in Eukaryota, Haptophyta, Isochrysidales, Noelaerhabdaceae. The record is from RefSeq and is a predicted model, not a curated record. Gene Ontology annotation, biological process: peptidyl-threonine phosphorylation. Gene Ontology annotation, cellular component: cytoplasm. Gene Ontology annotation, molecular function: protein serine/threonine kinase activity. The coding region runs from base 1 to 2022 and encodes 673 amino acids.
AUGUGCACGCCGUCGCGUCACCGACGGCUCGUGCUUGCGUAUGAUAGCAAUCCCUCGUCUGACGGCAGCGUCCUCGUUCCGCCACUCCGCCCGCGCGGCAUCAUCAUUGUCCGCCUACACAACGCGGCGGCCGAGGGCGAAAGCAGCGCGGCGGCCGAGGGCGAAGCCAGCGCGGCGGCCGAGGGCGAAAGCAGCGCGGCGGCCGAGGGCGAAGGCGGCGCGACGGGCAAGCGGAAGCGCGAGGGUAACGGCGAGCUGGGCAAGGACGCGCUCCGCGCCAAGUACCGCAAGCUGCGCGCCGGGCUGAACAUGCGGCUGGCGGAAGCUGGCCACCUGCUCGAGCCGCUGCUGGCCGCGAAGCGGCUCGACGCGAUCGACUUCAAGAAGGCGCCCAAGGGCGCGCUGGCCAAGUGCCGCAAGGCGCUGCUCAAGGACCCGGAGACGGCGGCGCGGUGGAAGAAGGCGAUGGCCGCGUCGGACAAGGCGGUGCCCGACAUCACCGACAUUGUGCAGGCGGCGGCGGAGGGCGGCGACGACGAGCUGGAGCUGCUGCCGCGCCGCAUCGCCAAGGCCAUCGCCGCGCUCAAGGCGGCGCGCGAGCAGCUCAAGGCCAAGGCCGCCUCGAUGCUCGAGCAGCUCGAGGCGGCCGCCGAGGCCGGCGCGUCGGGCGGCGACGCGGCGGGGCGCACGCCCGACGCGAUGGCGUCGCUGAGCGAGGGCGGCGCGCUGCCGACGCUGCCCGUCGUGCUGACAGCCGAGGGGCGGGGCGUGCCGCCCUCGCAGCCGCCUGCGCUCCUCCUCGCCGCCUUUGUGGCGGCCUGCUCGCAGAAGCUGCGGCACGUGGCCGUUGACGGCGAGCUCAUCGCCGUCACCUCUCCCGAGGAGGACGCCGCCAUCGCUCAGGCCGAGGCCGAGGCGGCGGCGGCGGCUGAGCCGGGCGCCCCGGGCGCGUCGGCGCCUGCGCCCGCGCCCGCGCCCGCGCCCGCGCCCGCGCCCGUGCCCGUGCUGACGCCGUCCUUCGAGGCGUUCGUCGCUCGCGCGGCGGAGCCGUUUCGCCACGGCGGCGGCGGCGGCAGCGGCGCGGCGCGGCUGCUGGCGGGCGGCACGCGCAUGCUCGAAGCGGUCGACGGCGGCGCGGGCGACGUCCUCGUCGUCUGCUCCGGCUUCACGCCUGCCUCCGACCCCGCCGAGCUUGCCGGCGCGACCGCGUCGCUCAAGGCGCACGGGAUGCGGCUGCUGCUCGUCCACCGGCUGCGCGAGGCGGCCGACGCGGCGGUGGGUCGCUUCAAGCCGCGCGCCAACCUCCGGCCGAUGCCGAGCCGCGGCGCGGAAAUUGUGGACGUCUGCUUCAUCCUGGACCUGACGGGCUCGAUGGGACGCUGGAUCGACCAGUGCAAGACGCACGUGAGCAACGUGAUCCGCGGGCUCAAGGCCGACCUCGCCGUCGGCGAGGUGCGCGUCUCCUUUGUUGGCUACCGCGACUGGGGAGAGCGCAACUCGCCGCACGCGCCGCGCGUGGUCGUGCACGAGUUCGUGCCGCUCAGCCGAGUCGACGAGGUCACCGCGGCCAUCGGGAGAGAGGGGGCAAACGGCGGCGGCGACGGGCCGGAGGACGUGAUCAUCGCGAUCGAGAGCGCGCUGCGGCUCGAGUGGCGGGGCGACGUGAGGGUGGCCGUCUUCAUCGCCGACGCUCCGGCCCACGGCUACAGUGGGCAGGGGCGCGGCGGAGACGAUUUCCCCGCCGGACUGUGCCCCGACCAGCGCACGCCGCUGCCCACGCUGCUCGGCCGGCUCGCCAACGAGCAGGGCGUCGACCUCCUCGCGACCAAGCUGAACUCGUACACCGACAUCUUUUACAACAUGCUCGCCGAGCAGUACCCGGGCGGCGACGGCUUCGGCGUGCUCUCGCUCACCGACGGCGCGCACAAGUUCAAGGCGGCCAUCAUGGGCGCGCUGUCGGAGGCGCUCUGCGUCGGCGACAUGCAGGCCAAGGGCUACCCAGCCGUUCAUCGACGCCAUUGA